Molecule: messenger RNA, 684 nt
Organism: Recurvomyces mirabilis
Lineage: Eukaryota; Fungi; Ascomycota; Dothideomycetes; Mycosphaerellales; Teratosphaeriaceae
Exons: 1
Coding region: 1-684 (227 amino acids)
Source: RefSeq, a predicted model, not a curated record
AUGACAGGCUCACAAUUGGGGCACGGAAGGAGGACUGGUACGAUAGUAGUCGAUGAAUCAGCGCCAGUCGUGGUGAGCCACUGGUUCGUGGAUAUAGAAGACCCGAAGGCUUGUGUAGAUAGACCGGUAGGUAUCGUUGUCAUCGUCGAGGUAAGCGAUACACUAGUACUGGUCGCAGUAGGUCCUGUUGUGGUGGAAGCAGAGCCCGGUGAAGGCGAUGUAGUCGGGCCAGAGCCACCAACAUUUGAUGAGGAUGACGAUGAUGACGACGACGACGAUGAUGACAAUGGCGAUGAUGACAAUGGCGAUGAGGAGCUUGGGCUUGUGGAACUGCCCGUUGUGUUCAGCGAAAUGAUGGUGCUGCUCAAGCUUGAGCUUGAGGAGGAUAAUAAGCUGCCGGAUCCGGAUGAGGCACUCGACAAUGUGCUGGACAAGCUUGACAACAGGCUCCCAGAGAGGCUUCCGACAUUGGUGGAAGAGAUGCUGCUGGUUGAUAUACUAGUCGUGUUGCCCAGUAUGGCCGUGCUGUUAGCAGGCUUGGAAAGUGACGCUUGUGUUGAUGAAGCCAAGCCAGAUACGAUGGUGCUAGUAACGACUGUAGAAGAUUUCGAAAUUUUAAGGGUGGAAGUGGUACUGCUGCCAACUCCAAGAGUUGUGCCAUUCGACGUGCUAUUCGAGCUCUGA